AUGAUUUUCUUCGCCACUCAAAGGUCACCUACAAGGAAAUAUUUUAUUUCAAUGCAAUAUGUGCGUAUAUAUUACGGACCCUGUGAUACAUUUUUCACAUUGUCACAUAAACCACAAAAACUGCGAGGCCUCAGAGAACACCUGCAAACGUUGGGAUUUCGUGUGGACUUGAUUCCAGUGGACUUCGUGAACUAUUGCAUGCUAGAAAUGUGCGGCCAUGAGGUAUUCAGAUGCAAUAUGAAAAAUCUCUGUUUCAACACGCCCUCAGAGCAGGAUCCCGUGUGCCGACGUGCAAUCAACGCAGUCGUCGAAUCAUCUGGAAAGUUCCUUCGAGCUCGCAGUUAUAUGUGGUUAUGGGCUCAUAUUGACGAAUCUGUAUUUAGAAGCGAGUUCGCGCCAAAAGACUAUUGGCCUUUUGCACUUGAUGACAAUUUGAAUGUGAAAUGAUUUUUUAAUGAAUAUACUAUAUUA
Zerene cesonia (dogface butterfly) is the source of this 471-nucleotide messenger RNA. RefSeq names its product UPF0728 protein C10orf53 homolog. The record is from RefSeq and is a predicted model, not a curated record. The coding region runs from base 1 to 447 and encodes 148 amino acids. The transcript is spliced from 4 exons. Lineage: Eukaryota; Metazoa; Arthropoda; Insecta; Lepidoptera; Pieridae.